GAUCACACAUCCGAUGACGUUGUGUGUGACACGUGGAUUCCAAGAUGGCGCAGAGGAGGGCAGUAUCAAUCUGGCCAUUGAUGCUUCUCCUAGACCUGCAUACUUCAUCUUCUUUUUAUGUGCCAGGUGUAGCACCAAUUGACUUUCAUCAUAAUCAUCCUGUGGAAAUUAAGGCUGUGAAAUUGACUAGCUCACGGACACAGCUCCCAUAUGAAUACUAUUCCCUCCCUUUCUGUCGGCCUGAAAAAAUUGAAUACAAGGCAGAAAAUCUUGGUGAGGUGUUAAGGGGUGAUCGGAUUGUGAAUACACCAUAUGACCUGCAUAUGAACAUUGAAAAGAAAUGUGAAGUGCUCUGUGACAAGCCAAACAAACCUGUCAAGUUUAGAAUAGCCGAAAGUAAACUGGUCGUAGAAAGGAUACGGGAAGAAUAUUAUGUCCAUCUGAUUGCAGAUAACUUGCCUGUUGCAACACGAUUAGAAUUUUACCCAAGUUCUGAAGACAGUGACAAAAAGAAAGAAAAAGAAGUGCAGUUUGAACAUGGUUACAGACUAGGAUUUAUUGACAAUAAUAAGUUCUAUCUCCACAACCAUCUCUCUUUCAUUAUCUAUUACCACAAAGAAGAAAUAGAAAAAGACCAAGAACCUACAUAUAGAGUUGUGCGCUUUGAAGUUAUACCACAAAGUGUAAAAUAUGAAGAUCUAAAAACUGAUGAGAAUGGAAACUGUAUUCUACCUGAGGCUGCAGGCUCUCUUCCCCAAGAGAUUGAUCCCAACAAAGAAAAUGAUGUGCUUUUUACAUACUCAGUCCGUUGGGAGAGUAGUCCUAUUAAAUGGGCAUCUCGCUGGGACACCUACUUAACCAUGAGUGAUGUACAGAUACACUGGUUCUCAAUUGUGAAUUCGGUAGUUGUAGUCUUCUUCCUUUCUGGGAUUCUCAGCAUGAUAAUCAUUCGAACCCUCAGGAAGGACAUAGCAAACUACAACAGAGAAGAUGACAUUGAAGACACGAUGGAAGAAUCUGGUUGGAAACUAGUCCAUGGUGAUGUAUUCAGGCCACCACAUUAUCCCAUGAUUCUCAGCUCUCUUUUAGGAUCUGGGAUCCAAUUAUUCUGCAUGAUACUAAUUGUUAUCAUUGUUGCCAUGUUAGGAAUGCUGUCCCCAUCCAGCAGAGGGGCAUUGAUGACAACUGCUUGUUUCCUCUUCGUGUUCAUGGGGUUAUUUGGUGGUUAUUUUGCUGGUCGUUUGUACCGCACUCUAAAAGGCCAUCGAUGGAGGAAAGGUGCUUUUUGUACUGCUACACUAUAUCCUGGCAUCGUGUUUGGACUGUGUUUUAUCCUAAAUUGUUUUAUAUGGGGAGAACGUUCAUCAGGAGCUGUUCCUUUUCCUACAAUGUUGGCUCUUCUUUGCAUGUGGUUUGGCAUUUCCCUUCCUUUAGUCUACCUUGGCUAUUAUUUUGGUUUUCGAAAGCAACCUUAUGACAACCCUGUGCGCACCAAUCAAAUACCACGUCAGGUCCCUGAGCAGCGAUGGUACAUGAACAAAUUUGUUGGAAUUCUUAUGGCUGGUAUCCUACCGUUUGGUGCCAUGUUUAUUGAACUGUUCUUUAUUUUCAGUGCAAUUUGGGAGAACCAAUUCUAUUAUCUCUUUGGAUUCUUAUUUUUGGUAUUCAUUAUCUUGGUAGUGUCAUGCUCUCAAAUCAGCAUUGUCAUGGUUUACUUCCAACUCUGUGCAGAGGAUUAUAGAUGGUGGUGGAGAACAUUCAUGGUGUCUGGAGGGUCUGCAUUUUAUGUGCUUGUUUACGCCAUAUUUUAUUUUGUUAAUAAGUUGGAUAUUGUGGAAUUCAUCCCAUCAUUGCUGUAUUUUGGCUACACAACCCUGAUGGUGCUCUCUUUUUGGCUACUUACUGGGACGAUUGGAUUUUAUGCUGCAUACAUGUUCAUACGCAAAAUCUAUGCUGCUGUAAAAAUAGACUGAAAAAGAUGAGCUUGAUGAUGAGUUUGGUUUAUGAUGGGCCUUCCAACUAUAAAAGUUAAUGAACAUGUUGACAAGCAACUCUAGAUUCUGAAGAUUAUUAUUUUGAAAAAAUUCUUUCAACUUGGGGAAAUGCACGAUGUUCACUUUUGGUGUGAGUGGGCAACAAUGUUUAUAAGCGUUUUUUUUAAAUACCUGUUUGAUUUUUAAAAUAGGGCCCCUUUUGGAGAAAAGACAGAAUGCUGCAUAAAUAUUAAUUUUUUUAGGAAAUAACUAUCCCAAUUCUGCCCAGUGUCAUUAUAAUUAUACAUUAAAAAUGAGUUUUAUUUCAUAUUGAUUAUUGAAAUGCCAGACACUUUAAAAAUCUAUGACUGGAAAUAUGUAUGCCUCUUAAGUAGCCAUAUCUUAAAUGUUUAAGUAUUUUACAGAUAGGUAGGAAAUGGUUGUGUCUAGAAAUAGAAAUACUUUGUAGCCAGAGCUAAUUCACAAAACAAUCCUAGAAAAUAAAUUGCAAUUUUUGUUUGAUCAAAAGAAAUCCAUUACUUGUAAUUUGAAUGCAGCUCUAUUAACUUGAAGAAAGUGUUUUUUUUAAAUAAGCACAGAAUACAUGUAACUCAAAAUAUCAUGGUGUCCUACUUUACUCAUCUUUUAUUAUGAAUGUCCAUUCCAUUGAUUAGUGAAGAAAGCCAGGAUGCUUUCCUGGAAUGUCCUGGAAUGAAAUGCCUAUAAUUUGAUGGAUUUCCCAUUUUCAAUAUUUGUACAUCCAGUUGAAGUGCACCAUGUUUGAACAUGUAUUAGCGUUGAGCCAAACAAUUGAAGUAGAUCAUACACUAAAAAGUUUGUCCACAUGUAAAUAAUAUUUCCCCUAGUGAUUGAAACAACCAUACAAGCAGAAAACUUAAAUUUCUUUAGGUGCAUAUUUAAAAUGCCUACAGAUUUGUUGGUUCUAAAGGUGGUUUAUUAAGGGUUUAAAAUUGCUGUACUGACCAGCAUUUUGGUGUGCACCUUCAUUAACAGAUAAUGGUGUAUUUCUAAACGUGAAUAUAGAGGCAUAUCUGCAAAUUUUGAUAGAAAUAUUGAAGUAUUCACAAAAGUUUGAGUACAUCUAAAUUCAUUUCAUGGUUUCUGUGAAGUGCUGAUUUAAAUGCCUGCAAAACAGCAUUCUGGGGAGAAAAAAGCAGCACUUCCUUUAUGAAGUGCAUGGGUAGAUACCUUCCAGCACUAACUUAACUUUUUACAUAUUUUCUUUUUCCCUUGGAUCACUUUUUUUCAAAAUGAAUUACAACUUACACAAUUGUAAGUUUAUAAAGAGUAAACAUGUUUCUUAUUGUGUUGGAAUCUGUUAUUGAAAUGAAUGAGAAAAUGACCACAAUGCUUAUUUACUAGUCUGCUGUUGAAGUAUUACAGAAUACUGCACUGACUUCAUUCAGGACAGAGACCACCAGUUUUUUUUUUGGAUGUUUGAGACAGUUAAUCAAUAGAUUAGCUUUUCUGUAUACUUCUUUAAUAAUUGAUGGUAAAAUAGCUCUCAACAAGGGGAAAUGGGUGAUAUUAAGUUGACUGUGAUUUAAAUUUUGUACAUUUCUAAAUAUUUAAAUGCUGCAUUAGAUUAUUUUUUCUUUAGCAGUUCCAUGGGAUUCAUUUGAUUUUGUGAUUUUCAUGCAAUGGUGUAAAUAAACAAUUUUGUACUUUUUGCUUUUGGUCAUAGGCACUGUAAGUAUGUAAUUGUUUCCAAAGGCAUGCUACUCUUCAUAGAAUGAGUAUAAAAGUGUUUCAACUUUCUUUUAUACAUUUCUGCAGUCAUGUUUUGUAUUUUUCCAUAAUGCUUCAGUUUUUAAUCAUUGUAUGGGUUGGAGAUGGUUGCUCAAAUUAAACUACACAGUCCAAUCUGAAAAAUGCAUUAUCCAAAAAUUUUAAUCAUUUAGGGUCUUUAGGUGAAGAUAGGUUGUCAUUGCUAAACUGCAGGAACAUUUCUUCUGAAUCCUUGCCUCUUGCAAAGCUGGAUUUUUAAGUAUAGCUACUUGGAUCAUUCUUUUAGCUUCAUCAAAACAGGAAGAUUAUGACCAAGAAGCAAUAAACCAAAUUUUACAGACUACAGUAACAACAAAGCUUGUAGUUAAUUUGUUAACUGAGUAAAGAAUUCUUUAAAGCUGAUUUUAUUCAGAGAUAAAUCUACAUAAAUCACUUCUCUUUUCAUUCCUUUAUACCUCUAUCAUUGGUCACCUUUAAAAGAGGGAUGGGUAGCACCCCACAUUUUUGAAGUUGGCAUAUACAUUCUUACAAGACUUUUUAUGACCAUUUCUAAGAAAAAGGUAGAGCCUACUGAUCUGAUAACCUGGCAUGAAUGCUAGAAGAUGUGUUUAGUUUUAUUUUCUAUUUUCAGCAUAUGUAUUACUACUUUUGAUGCACAUUAGCUUACAAUUAAUGUUACAUUUUAAUACUCUGUACAAAUAACAUUUUGUUCCAAGUUGGUUCAUUUAACUAGAAAUAUUUAUACACAUCAUGGAAGCUAUUCUAAUAUCCAGCUUUUCUCACAACAAAACUUGAGUGUCCUCUGAAAAUUGUGAAAAAUUGUUUUGUCAUUUAAUAAACUUGCACUACCUUAA
This is a messenger RNA of Hypanus sabinus (Atlantic stingray), 4576 nucleotides long. It is a transcript of the gene tm9sf4, whose product is annotated as transmembrane 9 superfamily protein member 4. NCBI's taxonomy places the organism in Eukaryota, Metazoa, Chordata, Chondrichthyes, Myliobatiformes, Dasyatidae. Gene Ontology annotation, biological process: protein localization to membrane. Bases 45 to 1973 code for a protein of 642 amino acids. The record is from RefSeq and is a predicted model, not a curated record. The transcript has 18 exons. Gene Ontology annotation, cellular component: membrane.